This is a messenger RNA of Danio aesculapii, 4708 nucleotides long. RefSeq names its product sorting nexin 17 (gene snx17). Gene Ontology annotation, cellular component: early endosome. The coding region runs from base 716 to 2485 and encodes 589 amino acids. The transcript has 19 exons. The record is from RefSeq and is a predicted model, not a curated record. Gene Ontology annotation, biological process: signal transduction; intracellular protein transport. Gene Ontology annotation, molecular function: phosphatidylinositol binding. NCBI's taxonomy places the organism in Eukaryota, Metazoa, Chordata, Actinopteri, Cypriniformes, Danionidae.
GGUUUGAUCCAGACUGUUGCAAUGCUUCGGCAGAGCGCAGAUACAUAUUGAAUACAUUACAGCGCACAGCGGCUUAAUCUUACGCGGCUCUGAAAGGUAUCUCUGCAACGUAAACUGAUGUGUGCUCUUCCUAACGCCCCUAACAAGAACGAUCGCUGCAUCGCCAUCUCGAAAUGCAUGCUGCGACAAACAGUUUCUUCAUUUGUUUCCUCUCCAUACUCGCUCGUAUGUACCAACGUAGGUAGAAACGGGGGCUGUGGAGAAGCGCGGAGCACCUUUACGUUAAGUAAAUCUGAAAGUUAAUUGGACCGUGGGCCUUGCGUGAUUUUACAGACUCGAUUUCCACAUUGUUUUACAGUGUACGAGGAAGUGAGAGGACAGAUUUGGACAUGAGUUGCCUACAAUAUACGUGGAAUUACCUCUAGCUGCAACAUGGCUGCUGCUUAGAUGUUUAUUGGAAAAGUUCAGCUUUGAGCCUUUGUAAAGUUUUUUUAAAUAGUCCACUUUGUUGAAAAAUAACUUUUCUGUCGUGAUAUAACUGUGGAUUGGACUGGACUGGAUUGGACUACACUGGGAUUCAGAGCAAGUGAGGCUCGCCGUCAUUCAGUUUUGCUCUCUGCAUGACAGCAACGCAACAGCAAGGGCUUUCCGCGAACAUUCUCGCCUUUAUCAGCAUUUUAAACUUGGUCAAAGACGUGUAGUUUUACAGGAGAAUAUGCAUUUCUCCAUUCCUGAGACGGAGGUCCGCUCCGAUGAAAAUGGAUCUUCGUAUGUGGCUUACAAUAUCCAUGUGAAUGGCGUCUUGCAUUGUCGAGUACGAUACAGCCAACUUUUAGGCCUUCAUGAACAGAUAAAAAAAGAAUAUGGAAAUAACGUGGUGCCUGCUUUUCCACCAAAGAAGAUCUUUACUCUCACACCGGCUGAAGUUGAUCAGAGAAGAGAACAGCUGGAGAAGUACAUGCAAGCUGUGCGUCAGGACCCAAUUCUGGGAUCCAGUGAGAUGUUCAACAGCUUUUUGAGGAAAGCUCAACAGGAGACCCAGCAGAUCCCCACUGAAGAGGUGCAGCUGGAGAUCUACCUGUCCAACGGCCAGAAAGUCAAAGUCAACAUCCUCACAUCUGACCAGACCGAGGACGUUCUGGAGGCGGUGGCCUCAAAGCUUGACCUUCCAGACGAGCUGGUGGGAUAUUUCAGUCUGUUCCUGGUUCAGGAGAGGGCUGAUGGUGGCUGCACGUACGUGAGAAAAUUGCAGGAGUUUGAGCUGCCCUACGUGUCCAUCACCAGCCUGCACAGUUCAGACUACCGUAUCGUCCUACGAAGAGUGCGUCAGGACCCAAUUCUGGAUCCAGUGAGAUGUUCACAGCUUUUGAGGAAAGCUCAACAGGAGACCCAGCAGAUCCCCACUGAAGAGGUGCAGCUGGAGAUCUACCUGUCCAACGGCCAGAAAGUCAAAGUCAACAUCCUCACAUCUGACCAGACCGAGGACGUUCUGGAGGCGGUGGCCUCAAAGCUUGACCUUCCAGACGAGCUGGUGGGAUAUUUCAGUCUGUUCCUGGUUCAGGAGAGGGCUGAUGGCGGCUGCACGUACGUGAGAAAAUUGCAGGAGUUUGAGCUGCCCUACGUGUCCAUCACCAGCCUGCACAGUUCAGACUACCGUAUCGUCCUACGAAAGAGUUACUGGGACACAGCGUACGACAGUGAUGUCAUGGAUGAUCGUGUGGGACUCAACUUAUUAUAUGCUCAGACGGUGUCAGACAUUGACCGGGGAUGGAUCCUGGUAAACAAAGAGCAGCACAGACAGCUGAAAUCCCUGCAGGAGAAGGGCUCAAAGAAGGAGUUCAUCAGAUUGGCUCAGACACUGAAGUACUACGGUUAUAUCAAGUUUGAUCCCUGCAUCACAGAUUUUCCAGAGAAGGGCUGUCAUGUUAUAGUCGGAGCUGGAAACAAUGAGCUCAACUUCCACGUCAAGCUGCCCAGUGAGCAGAUGAAAGAGGGCAGCUUCAAAGUCACGCGCAUGAGAUGCUGGCGGGUCACGUCAUCUCAGGUGCCGGUGGCCAACGGUACCGCAAACCCCAGCAGCUCCAGUAAAUGUGAUGUGAAGCUAGAGCUGGCCUUCGAGUACUUGAUGAGCAAAGACCGUCUGCAGUGGGUCACCAUCACCAGUCAACAGGCUAUCAUGAUGAGCAUCUGUCUGCAGUCUAUGGUAGAUGAGCUGAUGGUGAAAAAAUCUGGCGGAAGCAUUAAAAAGAUGCAGAAGAAGCGACUGAAUGGCUCGUUACAGCGCUCUGACAGUCAGCAAGCUGUGAAGUCUCCUCCAAUACUGGAUUCUCCUGAUCCCAGCCGUGAACAAGUAGUCAAACUUUCGACCAAGCUGUCUUCUGUCUCCCUGAGAGGACUUAGCUCUUCUAACUCAGCGGGUGACAUCAGUGGCAAUGACUUUCAUGGAAACUACGCUUUUGAAGGAAUAGGGGACGAUGACCUGUGAUGCAGCCGUCCUUAAAGACCGGACUGAAGGAGGCAGAUUCAUUUAGUGCUUUCUCUGAGCGUAGUUCAAAAGAUGCCCAGUUCUGCAAUAUCGUAAAUCCUUCCAGAAAAAAAAUGAAAUAGCAUUAACUGCUCGAAAUAUUGCUGACAAAGUACAUCAUUUUGACUCGAGUCUUUAAUUCGUAAGUGAAUGAGAUUCAGCGCACGUUCAAUUAGUCACAGCAGUUAGAUAUAAACCUUAACUUGGAGACUAUUAAAUUAAUCCAGGGUUACUGUUUCACCUCAGGGCGAGUUACUGCAUUCAUUUAGACUGUGAUGAAAGUUUAAUCUUCAGACGGGCUUCAGUGAAUCGUACUUCCUUACUAGAGACACAAAACUGUGCUUUUCCUCUCAUUUUGUCAACAUCAAGUCCUGUUCUUGCCUACUAGACUAAGCUCCAUACCAGCAAACUGUGUUGAUAUGCUUCUAUGAAAAUCCUUUAUUUCACAGAGAAAAGGAUCUGCUUCGUUUCAUGACUUCUGCCGUGAUAAAUCAGCUUCCUGUUUUCUUCAGGAGAGGUAAUAUUGUGGCUUAUUCAACCAUAUUCAUUGCACAUCCUUGAUGAAUACACAAGUUCAGAAUGAAAAACCACCCUCUUUAUUGUGGCCUACUUUCUGUCUACCUUAAACUGAUUCAUCAGUUCAGCUUCUCCAAAUGAAAAGAAAUGUAGCGCUAGACACAAGUUGGCUAAAAAGCUUCUCUCGUUCAAGCCUUGGCUGUGUUUUGAAUCUUGUUUUGGUGUGUUCGGCAGGCCCGCUUGCACUAGCUCAGCUCUUUUUUUUUUUUAAGCACAGUAUUAAGAAAAGAGGUGAAUAGGGUGUGCAUUGAGGUGGGAAAACAUCCUGGAACAUUGGCAAGAGGUUUGUAGAUCUGCCAGUUGUGUGCAAAUUAUGUCUGUUCUGUUAUUCAUACCAAUAUAUCAAAAAGGUUUCUCAUAAAUGCCAAAUUAUAGUUCACUAAAGCAUUUUGCACAAAGUAAAAUCAUGGUAAUGUCACUUUUUUAUAUAUAUAAAUGUACAUGCAAUGUUUAAAAAAAAAGUAUUCUGAAUAUUUACUAAUAUGUGUAUUAUCUUUAGUAUAUUACAAACAAUUACCGCUGAUCAAAUAUAUUCCAGGCUGUGUAUAUAUAUAUAUAUAAAUGUAUAUUUAAAAAAAAAGAUUAGAAACUAACAUUUAUCAGUGUUUACAGAAUUGUAGAAAAUUUAAAGUGUUUACAAAUUUCACAUCUAAAUUUGAAUGAUUGUGUAAUACACUUUAUAUAUUUUAUUUUGAAGAAUCAUCAUUCCUGUCUCUCUUUUUUUGUAUAAUCCAUUUUGUAUUUUACUAAAUACAUUGUGGCAAUCAUCUCAGAGGACUGUGAUCACAUUGUGCUUGGGAAAUGGCUGUAUUUUACAUUUAUUCUGGGGUUUUGACUGCAUUGAUAGUCACAGUGAAUGAAAUGCAUACCCUUCAUAAUAAAUCUACAGCUAUGGAAAAACAAAUUGAGACCACUGGAUUUAUGAGUUAUAGUUACUGCAUGUGUUUGAGUAAAUAUAUAUGUUGUUUUCUCUGUAAACUACGCAUGACCUUUCUUCCGAUUAAAGUGUAGUCAUUUAGAGAAUUUUUUUAAGUGACAAAAAAUGUGCCAUGUUGCCUGACGUGUAUUAAUUCAUGAUUAGACAAAUCAAAACCAACCUCGGAAGAAUUACGAAAUCAAUAUUUGGUGAGAGAACUCCCGAGUUUCAGUAAAACAUUAAUGAAAGAAAUUAAAACAUUUAUUUUGACCAAUUGUCAUUAUCUGAUAAGGAACAAUAUGCUCCAAGUGACAAUUUCUGUCCUUUAUCAGACAUUUAUAGACUAAAACAAAUAUUAACCUUUUACUCAAACCCAUACUUAUUAAAUCAGUAAAUCCACUGAAUAAUCUCAGGUGGCCUCUUACAUUUUUCCGUAGCUGUUCGGUUCCUCCCAUGUGCAUAAUGUUUAAUGGUUGAAUGAUUGUUUUUCAACUGACGACUAUAAUCCGUGAUUGCCAUGUUCAUUAUUUUCACCAGCAUCAUCAUUUAGGAUGAAAAGGGCAAACUGUCUUUACUCCUAAAGCUUGUACAUCUGUCAUAAUGCUUAUCAAUAUGAUUUAUUUUUUAAAUCAUCACUUCAAAUGGAAGAUAGAGCCUUCUGGGUUUCAAUAAAUUUAGGUGCCAAACAAUGA